Cavenderia fasciculata is the source of this 1290-nucleotide messenger RNA. Its product is annotated as phospholipase D. Gene Ontology annotation, molecular function: RNA endonuclease activity producing 5'-phosphomonoesters, hydrolytic mechanism. Gene Ontology annotation, cellular component: mitochondrion. NCBI's taxonomy places the organism in Eukaryota, Evosea, Eumycetozoa, Acytosteliales, Cavenderiaceae. The record is from RefSeq and is a predicted model, not a curated record. Bases 1 to 1290 code for a protein of 429 amino acids. Gene Ontology annotation, biological process: piRNA processing. The transcript is spliced from 3 exons.
AUGAACAAAGUUAUUAUCUUUUUAUUAACGAUCAUUGCCACUAUCUGUGUUGCACAAGACGCAUCAGGUGAUUUUCAAAAUCUAACCUAUGUAGCCAAAGUUAAACCAGUUACAGAUAGUGGUUCAAUGUCAAUCACCACCUAUUUCUCACCAGAUACUAGUAUCCAAACUGAAACUAAUCUUAUCCAAAAUGCACAAGAAUCAAUUGAUAUUGCUAUUCCAGGAUUUGAUUCAUGGAAUUAUUGCACUGAUACUUAUGAAGGUGUAUAUGGAUGUACUGUUGCCAAUCAAAGAAGUCAAGAGACAUUCCCAAUCUUUCAAGCAUUGUUGAAUGCCAUUCAUAGAGGUGUUGCUGUUCGUAUCAUUAGCAACAACUUUUAUAGUGUCAAUGAAACAUUGACCAGUGGAUACAUUGAUCCACUCAGUUUCCUUGCCUUGACCGGUGCUCAAGUUCGUUAUUUCACGACACUCACAUUUUUGCACAGCAAGUACAUGAAUGUUGAUGGCAAACAAACAUCAAUCUCAUCGAUCAACUUUAGUCAAACUUCAUUUAUGAAGAAUCGUGAAGCUGGUGUCAUUGUCCAAGGUUCAUCUGCCAUCUCUGAUUUUACCACCUCUGUCUUUGAACUCGAUUGGGAUUUGGCUAUCGAUUGGCCAACCAUCUCCUAUUCUGCCAGUGAUAUGAGUAUCAUCACCGACAAGACACCAGUCACUGUCAACAUUCCACAACCAACCAGUUUCCCAGGUAGCUAUGUAACCAAGGCUACAACCACCACUGGCAACGUUGAUGCAGAGGUAUUCACAUCUCCAGACAAUGCAUGGACCACUGUCAGUGAUGAUAUCUCUUCCUCCAAGAGUCUCAAAGUCUACAUCUACCAAAUCACCGAUCAAGAUUGGUGUGACUUUGUUGGCAAUUACACUGGUGAAUUGACCAUUCUCGUAUCUAGCAAGAUCUACUCUCACGCCGACUAUGAAAGUGCCUAUUUAUGUUACUCUCAUCUCUAUGGCAAGGGUAUCACCAUUAGAAAGACUGCUAGCAACAUGUACACCUACUCCCACCAAAAGUAUUGGAUCCUCGAUGACAACCGUGUCUAUGUAAGCACUGGUAAUUGGGGUGAUACUGAUUAUCCUACUGGCUCUAACGUAUUCCCUGCCUACAAUCAAAGUCCACAACUAUGGAGAAAAACUAAUCGUGACUUUACUAUCAAGAUGCAAAAUAGUGAUAUCGUUGACAUCUAUAGUACUUUAUUUGAAGAGGAUUACUCUAGAGGUUAUGAUUGGUAUCCAUAA